UGAACAGGAAAGCUCCACCUCCAUUCUGGGCCCUCUGUAGCUCCAAGGCUGUGACUCUCCCUGUGAUGAGGUGGCAAUCGAGGCCGGUCCAUGAAGAGAGGAGGAUGACUGUGGCGUCCUUCAGAAUGUUAGAUUAGUGGAAUGAAGAAGAUUUAAGUGGGAGCAUCCCUGAGAGAUUCUUAGGCUUGAACUGCCUCACCCAGCUCUACCUUGAGGAUAAAAUCAUGCUUCAAGGCUCUAUACCUUCAAGCUUGGGGAGGCUUACCUCCCUGAAGACGCUCUCAUUGAGUGGGAACCUUCUGCAAGGGCAGUUGCCUCCAACUCUUGGGUCUAUCAAAGGUUUGCUCCAGAUCAACAUGGGGAGGAAUCUUUUGACGGGCCCUAUACCAUCAGCCUUUAGCAGUCUUCAUAGUCUGGAAUCCCUUGAUCUAAGCAAAAACAUGUUGUCUGGAGAGAUACCUAGCUUUGUUGGCAAGUAUCAAAACCUUACCUUCGUUGACCUUUCCAACAACCAGUUCUCAGGUGAAAUACCCAUGUCAUUGUGCAGCUUGUCUAAUGCUAUGGACAUCUCAUUGAGUCAGAACAAGCUUACAGGUCAAAUUCCACACCAGAUUGAUGGCCUCAAAUCCCUCACUUCUCUUUCACUCGGUGCCAAUUUGCUUAGUGGCUCCAUUCCAGAAUCCUUGAGCAGAUUGCAGAAGCUAUGGUAUCUCAACCUGUCUAAGGAAUGGGUUUUCGGAUCCCCUGCCUAAUGAACUUCCAAAUGGCUUGCCUUCUCUCUCAUCCAUACAUCUGUCCUAUAAUGAUCUCCAUUUACAAACAAUACCAGAUUGGAUUUGGUGCAGAGAGCUUAGAGACGUACACCUUGCAGGCUGCCACAUCAGGGGAAACCUCAAGCCAUUUACAUCACCAGAGUCCUCGAACUCCUUAGACCUGCCUGAGAAUUAUAUUACAGGAGAAAUUGGUGAGUUCUUCACAAACAUGACAAACUUGUAGGAACUCAGACUAUCCAGCAACAUGCUCAGCUCUGACAUCUCAAGACUUCAACUGCCUGACCUCCACAUGAAUCAGCUCUAUGGAUCAGUAUCAGGACUCCUGCAGAAAGCCAACAAGUUCUUGCAAUUAGUGGAUAUUUCAAACAACAGGAUCACUGGAAGAUUGCCAGAAUUUAGUGGUUGGUUGGGCUUGAAAUAGCAGGUCGUGUCAAAUAAUGGGAUCUCGGGCCAAAUCCCAACUUCCAUAAGUCUGCAAAGGAUUGAUCUCUCAAGGAAUCAAAUCAAGGGGAUGAUCCCACCAAGCAUGGGCCAAAUGAUG
Molecule: messenger RNA, 1314 nt
Organism: Musa acuminata subsp. malaccensis (wild Malaysian banana)
Lineage: Eukaryota; Viridiplantae; Streptophyta; Magnoliopsida; Zingiberales; Musaceae
Source: RefSeq, a predicted model, not a curated record